This is a messenger RNA of Chrysochloris asiatica (Cape golden mole), 1321 nucleotides long. RefSeq names its product chromosome unknown open reading frame, human C6orf211 (gene DCPH1). The transcript has 5 exons. Gene Ontology annotation, biological process: DNA damage response. Gene Ontology annotation, molecular function: phosphatase activity. Lineage: Eukaryota; Metazoa; Chordata; Mammalia; Afrosoricida; Chrysochloridae. The record is from RefSeq and is a predicted model, not a curated record. Gene Ontology annotation, cellular component: cytoplasm; nucleus. Bases 5 to 1321 code for a protein of 438 amino acids.
GGUGAUGGCGGGGUCUCCGGAGUCACUCUCAGGACAGGACGUGGGAUCAUUUGCAUAUCUUACAAUUAAAGAUAGAAUACCACAGAUCUUAACUAAGGCUAUUGAUACAUUGCAUCGACAUAAAAGUGAGUUUUUUGAGAAACAUGGAGAGGAAGGCACCGAAGCGGAGAAGAAAGCUAUCUCCCUUCUUUCUAAAUUACGGAAUGAAUUGCAAACCGACAAACCGAUUACACCUUUGGUGGAGAAGUUUGUUGAUAUGGACAUCUGGAAUCGGUACCUAGAGUACCAGCAGAGCCUCAUGAAUGAAGGUGAUGGGAAACCAAGGUGGUUUUACUCACCGUGGUUGUUUGUGGAGUGCUACAUGUACCGUAGAAUUCACGAAGCGGUUAUGCAGAGCCCACCAAUCAAUGACUUUGAUGUAUUUCAAGAAUCCAAAGAACAGAAUUUCUUUGAGUCACAGGACUCUAUCAUUGCUUUGUGUAGUUACCUGCAAGAGUUGAAGAGAACUGUUGAAGAAUUAGAUGAAGUUCAGCUCAAAAAUGAGUUUUUCAAAUUUCUGCAGGUUGCUCUGUGGGGAAAUAAGUGUGACCUCUCUCUAUCAGGUGGGACAAGUAGUUCGCAGAAGAGCAAUUUAAUGAAUUCUCUGGAAGACCUAAAACCUCUCAUUUUAGUGAAUCACAUGGACCAUCUUUGGUCAUUGCUUAGCAAGUGCAAGAAAACAAGAGAAAACGCACCUAUUAGAGUGGAUAUUGUUCUGGAUAAUUCUGGGUUUGAACUUAUUACAGAUUUAGUAUUAGCUGACUUCCUAUUAGCCUCUAACCUGGCUACUAAGAUCCAUUUUUAUGGAAAAACGAUACCAUGGUUUGUGUCUGAUACUACUAAACAUGAUUUUAAUUGGCUAAUUGAACAAGUAAAACAUUCUGAUGAUAAGUGGAUGUCCAAGUCUGGGGCUGACUGGGAAGACCAUAUUAAGAUGGGCAGGUGGAUCUACCAUGAUCAUAUAUUUUGGACUUUGCCUCACGAGUACUGUGCCAUGUCUCAGGUGGCUCCUGACCUAUAUGCAGAGCUACAGAAGGCAGAUUUGAUUUUAUUCAAGGGCGAUUUGAAUUACAGGAAGUUGACAGGGGACAGGAAAUGGGCGUUUACCAUCCCAUUUCAUCAGGCGCUGAAAGGCUUCCACCCUGCACCUCUCUGCAGCGUGAGAACACUAAAAGCGGAGGUUCAGGUGGGUCUGCAGCCGGGGCAAGGGGAAGAGCUUGCAGCCUCAGAGCCCGGCUGGCUCACCACUGGCAAGUAUGGCGUCCUUCAGUUUGAUGGUUGA